Messenger RNA from Rattus rattus (black rat), 523 nucleotides. Its product is annotated as cytochrome c oxidase subunit 6C-2-like. Bases 167 to 418 code for a protein of 83 amino acids. The transcript has a single exon. NCBI's taxonomy places the organism in Eukaryota, Metazoa, Chordata, Mammalia, Rodentia, Muridae. Gene Ontology annotation, biological process: mitochondrial electron transport, cytochrome c to oxygen. The record is from RefSeq and is a predicted model, not a curated record.
GGACAGAAGGGUCCAUACGUCAUUAAAUGUGAUUGUGGGAGUUCCCAAGGGGAGUCAUGUGUUCCCAAAAGGUUUUCAGCCCUAUCCUGCAGAAAUUAGUGGGCAACUUAUAUUUCUUUCUAAGAAAGAAUACCAAAGGACGUUGGCGUAGAGGACAUUGGCUGCCAUGAGUUCCAGUGCAUUGUUGCCGAAACCACAGAUGCGUGGUCUUCUGGCCAAGUGCCUGCAGGUUCAGAUUGUCGGCGCAUUCGUUGUGGCCCUAGGAGUUGCUGCUGCCUAUAAGUUUGGUGUGGCUGAACCAAGAAAGAAGGCUUAUGCAGAUUUCUACAGGAAUCAUGAUUCCAUGAAAGAUUUUGAAGAGACGGGGAAGGCUGGUGUCUUUCAGCGUGCGAAGAAUUCUCUGGAUUGUGCCCCGUAGAAGUUCAUUGCUGACCUGUAUUCCUGAACUAAGAAACAUGAAUGUGUGGGCUAAGGAGUAGUUCCUCUCAAUAAACAAUAAUUAUAUGGACAAAAGAAAAGAAAG